CGAUAAACGUCACAUGGCGUCAGCGACCUUUCAUUUUUGCCAUGCUGUGUGUUUGAAUAAGCGUUUAAUCGCUUUUUGUCAUUGACAUAUUUGUACGUGUACUUAAUCAUCUGUGGUCGGAUUACGAUGUCUUUAUUAAGAAAUGUCCUCAAACUGGUGGUCGUUCUUGGUACUUUAAUGGUGACCGUUCAGUUUCUGAGAUACUGGAUGGCAACUAAACAGUAUAUCUUCACUAAAGAAGAUGUUGCCAAGUUAGCCAAACAGUAUGCAGGCCAGGAUCACGAACAGGCUUUCUCCAAAGUAGUCGUGGAGCUGCGUAAAAAGUAUCCAGGUCACAUUCUUCCUGAUGAGGAUCUACAGUGGGUGUUUGUGAAUGCUGGUGGAUGGAUGGGGUCAAUGUGUCUACUGCAUGCGUCUCUCACGGAGUAUGUACUUUUGUUUGGAACUGCUGUGGACACAGGUGGACAUUCAGGCCGCUACUGGGCAGAAAUAUCAGACACUAUAAUUUCUGGAACAUUCAGGCAAUGGAAAGAAGGAACAACUAAAAGUGAGGCUUACUAUCCAGGUGACACUAUAGUGCAUGCAGUGGGAGAGGCUACCUCAGUGCAAUGGACCGCAGGAACGUGGAUGGUGGAGUACGGCAGAGGAUUUAUUCCCUCUACGUUGGGCUUCGCUUUGGCCGACACCAUCUUCAGUACACAGGACUUUGUAACGCUCUUUUAUACUGUGCGGGUUUACUUGAAGGCUAUGCUACUAGAGGCUAGUGCUUUGCUAACUGAAUCUGGUGUCCUUUAAGAACCACACUACAUAAGUUAUUUUGGUAAUUUAUCACUAGGGUACAACUGAUAACGAGUUAAAUUUGACAUAUGGAAAGUAAGAAUUUAAUUUUACUUUCUGUACAAAUAACUGAUCUCUUUUCUAAAAGUGGAAACAUCAUUCUAUGGCAUUCUAUAGCUCUGUGUGCUCUAUUGUUGUUUUAACAGCUUAAUACUGUUUAGAAACUGUUUAAAUAAAUGGAAAAUAUUAAGAUUUUUCUGUAUUUUGAGACUUCACCUUGGCACCUGUAAUAUUCUGUGAAUAUUCUUGCAUUAUUUUUCAUAACAAAUGCAUUUAUUACAGUCCGAAACUGUCUCUGUUCAGCCUAAAAGUCCCUCCAGAAUAAAGGAUCAGUUUAUAUUGUUA
Paramisgurnus dabryanus is the source of this 1182-nucleotide messenger RNA. It is a transcript of the gene sigmar1, whose product is annotated as sigma non-opioid intracellular receptor 1. Gene Ontology annotation, cellular component: endoplasmic reticulum. The record is from RefSeq and is a predicted model, not a curated record. NCBI's taxonomy places the organism in Eukaryota, Metazoa, Chordata, Actinopteri, Cypriniformes, Cobitidae.